CGGCCCUAAACUCCGAAAUGACCUUACUACGCAUGCGCCUCGAGCCGCUAUUUAUAAUCUGCUCCGUUCGUGGCCGCCGCAAGGGUUCCCGGAGGAGGUGUGUACAUGGAUGAACUGUGAGGUUGGAAAAAGUGAACGUGCUCCAAGGGCCAGAUAAGAUACUUGCUUUUAUGUCAUUCUGCAAAGACUAUCUUAAUAGCUAUGGGUGAAUAUAGCCGCUUUAUAGACUGGGAUAAAAUGGAUUCUACAAUCCAGGACCAGGAUGCAAAGGAACUGACCAGCACAGAAUUUCAGGACCUGAAGCAACUGGCUCGCCAGGGAUAUUGGGCCAAAAACCACUCUUUAAGAGCCAAAGUGUACCACAAACUGAUUAAUGAUAUCCCUUGCCGCACAGUGACUCCAGAUGCCCACGUCUACCGGGACAUUGUGGUGAAAAUUGCUGGCAAACGUAACAGCAGCAGUCUUCCGCUUCCAGAAUUUUUGGACAACAGCCUUGUUCCCACUUACUGCCUGAAUGCAGAAGGCAUUGUGGCAGUCAGGAAGAUAAUUUCAUGCAUUGCAAGCCAGUUCCCGGACAUAUCAUUCUGCCCAGCUCUGCCUUCAGUGGUAGCACUUCUCCUCCAUUACAGUAGGGAUGAAGCAGAGUGCUUUGAGAAGGUCUGUCGCAUCCUUGCCUGCAACGAUCCCUCCAAGCACUUCAUUGAUCAGACGUUCUUGGCUUUUGAGUCAUCUUGCAUGACUUUUGGCGAUCUGGUUAACAAAUACUGUCAGGCGGCCCACAAGCUGAUGGUAGCAGUUUCUGAGGAUGUGCUAGAAGUAUAUUCAGACUGGCAACGGUGGCUUUUUGGAGAACUGCCUCUGAUUUAUGUUGCACGGGUCUUUGAUGUAUUCUUGGUAGAGGGCUACAAGGUUCUAUACCGUGUUGCAUUAGCUCUUCUCAAAUUCUUUCAUAAAGUCCGGGUUGGGCAGACUAUGGAGUCAGACAACGUUCAGCAGGACAUCCGAGCUUUCGUUAGGGAUAUUGCAAAGUCAGUGUCUCCUGAGAAAUUGCUAGAGAAAGCUUUUGCAAUUCGGCUCUUUUCGCGGAAGGAGAUCCAGCUUUUGCAGAUGGCCAAUGAGAAGGCUCUUCAGCAGAAAGGGAUAACCGUCAAACAGAAGAGCAUUGUGUCCCCAAAAAGGCAGAAUGUCCACUUGGCAGUUCAUGCUGAGAACUUCAAGUCUGAAAUAGUUGAUGUAAAGAAGAUGAGAGACAUCUGGUCAUGGAUUCCUGAGCGCUUUGCACUUUGCCAGCCACUGCUGCUGUUCACCACCUCAGAACAUGGCUGCAGCUUAAGCAGGUUCUAUUCGCAUUGCGAGGGACAUGAACCAACUCUCCUUCUGAUUAAGACAACGGCCCAAGAGGUCUGUGGGGCUUAUUUAUCAACCGACUGGAAUGAACGCAAACGAGGAGGAAAUAAGCUGAGCUUCUUUGGAACAGGGGAAUGUUUUGUGUUCAGGCUGGUGCCUGAAGUGGAACGCUAUGAGUGGGUAAUAAUCAAGCACCCAGAGCUAGCCAUGACAGGACCUGAACAAGGGAACAAUUCCUCCCAUAUUUCUGACCCUCCAUCCACAACCAGCCUCCCCUCAGACCGCCUUUCCCCCUUCCUUUCUGCCCGGCACUUCAACCUGCCUUCCAAAGCUGCAUCCAUGUUUAUGGCUGGUGGAAUUGAAUGCAUCAUUAUAGGUGGAGGCGACGGUCAAGCUCUCUACAUUGACGCAGACCUGAACCAUGGAAGAACUGGCCACUGCAACACUUUCAACAACCAACCAUUGUGCUCUGAAAGUUUCCAGAUAGCUAUCAUAGAGGUUUGGGGUUUCAAGGACACUAUGAGCAACUGAGGAGAUAGAACCUACUUUCAAAAACGGCUAGCUCAUGGAGCAUCUUAUGAUUCUGACCACAACUCCAGUUGCAAGAGUCGAGCUUAUUUCUGAAUCCACAAAAUCAGUAGGCUCCUAUUUUGUAAUUUAGAAAGCUAAUUUGCAGGGCUCACUUAGAUGCAGGGGCCUCAUUGUUCAGCCAUUGUAUUCAUACGCAAUUUGUAUUUGUCUAAGUGAUUUAUCCUUGGCCUCCUGUUCUUACCUCUGGAAACCUUUAUGCAUAUCCUGAUAUUUUUGGUAACAAGAAGGUGGCCUCACUUCAGGUUGACUUUUAUCCAUGUCAGAGCCUUCAUGAGGCCAGAUAACAUUUCUGAUGUCAGCAAGUGCUUGUUGGUGGCUGGAUUUAUCCAGCGGUGUAAUUUUUCUUCUUUUGCAGAAGCUUCUAAAUCCCUGCUAACAUUAGCUUGGAUACAGAGUGACUCCCAUGCAAUCCAAACUGAUUAUGUUUCCGAUUUUUCUCUCCUCCCAAUUGCAGUCUUGCUUACUGCGUGCCACGCCAACCUAGAGGCUUCCCCAGAUCCUCGGGGGGCUGCAGUGGGAAAGGGAAGGAUGGGAGAGACCCAUUGCACAUGUGCAGAACACACUGCAAAUGGAUUGUUUGAUCCAAGCCAUUAUUUCUAUAACCUAUUAGAGAAAUCUGUUAAAAGCACCAUUGUGUGUGUGUGUGCGCGCACACGCACUCAUUUACACACCUUACAGCUGGCUGUUGCCCUAAUUAGCCAGUCUUCAUUUGACAUUCUGCUGUGUGUGAAGUGAGGCUGACUGAGUAAUUUGGGGGUACUCUCCCACCCCCCUUUGGUCUUCAGUGCCACUGCUCUGUCAAAGGCAUUUUGUCUGACAUGCUGCCAUCCUGCUUUUCUGUUUACAUUCCUGAUACUGCAUAUCAGUGAUACCAUGAUUUUUUUUUAGGGGGUACAUUCAGGCAGCUAGCAACCCUUAUGGGAUACACAACACACUGAACUACUUCCUCCUGAGUCGUUGCUAUUUGUGUUGAAAAGAAGCUGGGAGGAGCUUGAAGCAGUAUUAGCUAAUUGACCUCAAACUUUGGCACAGUCUUUUAAAGUGAAGCUAUUGCAACAAGUUAGGGGAAAUGGCCGAUGCUUGUUUUGACUAUUAAUGGACUGUUUCUUCUAGGGACUCUAGGGGGUGCUGCAUCCUCAUUAACCUGACAGAUCCCUGGUCACUGGAAGCUUUCUUUCAUGCAGCCUUUGGCUGUUUGGUUAGUAGUGGCAUCUCUUCAGUUCAGGUUGCCACGUGCUAAGCAAAGUCUGCCCCUAUACUAACACAGAAGCGUUAAGCACAUCUUGUUGGUUUUCCGCUUCCCUUUUUUUUGUCUCUGAAUGGGCCGUGAGAUCUGCUCACUCCGAGCUUAGCAAAUGAAGGAGGGAGCUUUGCCAUAUAUGAUAUCCGCAUAACUGCAGUAAAGUAGCCAGCUUAGAAGAUUUUCCUUCAGAACUGGUUAUUGACUGGAGUGCUUAUGCCCUGUCUUAGAAACAACACAGCCUAUGGCUAAAAAUAGGGGGGAAGCCAGCUUGUUACAGAACUUGCUCGAUUGAGGCGGUGCAAAACUCUGCAUGCUUUAGCUUUUGGGGAGGUUAACAUGGGCUUGAAGCUAGGAGGUACUUAAGAUAAUAGCUCAAGAACAUAUCAUAUAACCUGGCUUGUUUUAAGCUUGUUUUGGCCCUUUCUCUUACAAUUUCUAGCAAUGUGGACCAAAUUCUACCUGCCUAAUUUGCUGGACGUUGUUUGGUAGUGGAGUAAAUACAGACACAAAAAGAAUCCUUUGCAUGGUGUCUCACAGUUGAAGCUGUUUGCUCGUGCUGUCUGGGGAGCUUUAUCUGCAAUGGGACUGCCCUCCUCUGAAUGAAAACUGGUGACAUUUCUGGCCAUCUUUCCACAGCCCAGCCCACUCGCCGUCACUUCUCUGUUGGAGCAGAAUGCAGCACAUAUGAACAACACCAAAACAUCCAACUAAGGUGAAUUGUUUAGGAUGUGGAAGUCUCAGCAAACCAAGUUGAGCAUGUUUCCAUACCUAUCCAGAAGGUGGCACACAUUUCUCAGUGGAUGUUGACAUGGUGAAAAAUAAAUAGGUGUUAACAGUCAUCUAAGCUUUUGUGAAGCAGAGCUGUGAAAGUGGGGGUUGGGAUAUUACUUGCAGUCUUGAGAAGGGUGCAGCUCAGAGUUUCCUGCAGCAGGUUUGGCAAAAAUAAAAAAUACAUCUCCCUGUUAUGUUUCCCAAUCUGUUUUAAGUGGGUUUUUUUUUUAAGCAUAAGCAGUUUUGGAUGAUAUGUCUUGAAGUCGAUACCUUAUUCGUGAUUUCAUUAAGCAUGCUGAUAUUAGGUUUGUGUCUUCAGUGUUUUGAGAUCUUGAUGAUGACUGAAAAGGAGCCAUUCUAAAUGUGGUUUCCUGGGAGAUAAGUAAUAAUACAGUAGGUUGGACAGCAACACUUGCUGGGUUGAGGAAAGGAGAGAAAUCUUGGCGGUAGCAAGAAGUGACAUGAAUGUAACUAGAAAUAGCUUCCAACCUAAUUCUUUGGGGUGCAAGUAAAUUUCUACCCACCUUCAGUAGACUGCUGCAGUGCUAGAAUUUUCUUGGGAACGUUUCAGUAAUUCACUGAGAACCAUGUACUUGUUGACAACCAAGACUCCUUAUUUCUCACUGAGAUUACAUUUAGCUUUUCUUGCAUAUGAAGAGGGAACAGAAGAGAAAGUCAAUAUUACCCUUAGAGUUAAAAACACCUCAUACUAGAAAUACCUUUCAGCUUUAGCAAACCACAAAAACUGCUUCAUUCAUUAAAUCAGUUGUUAAUCCCAGAACUGAUGUUAAGCAGAGAAAUUAUAUAUAUUCUGAGGUGUUUACUUCUUCAUGUCUCUUGAAAUAAGUGUUCUAGUUUUCCUCCAAAAUCUGAAUAUGUAUAUUUUUGCCUCGCCAGCGUAAUGUGUUAAUAUCACAAGCAAUCAGGGCCUUUGCCCUCAUCUACACACAGUUGGGGCAGAGGAGCUUUGGUGUUGCAGAUACAUAUCUAGAAGGUGAACCAGUGGCCAGAUCUCAGCUGCUGUCUCCUCUCUCUCUUUCUCCCUCCAGGCUGCUGUGUGUCCCUUUGGUGUGUGUUUUGAGAUGAGCAUUGUACCUGAUUGUAAUGAUACAUGUGAAUGUGCCUAUUGCUGCUGACAAUGUGGUGAUGUUUAUUUCCCUGGAGGCAAUUGUAGCUUUUUUGCAAUGUGAAUUUCUUCCCUUAACAUAUAGCUUAUGUCUCCCUUCCACAAUUUAUGUCACUGAUGGCAGUUGUCUCGUGUGUGUGUGUGUGUGUGUGUGUGUGUGUGUGUGUGUGUGUGUCUGUGGCCACACAGAAAUCAAAUUGACUUUUAACAGAAAAAUAAACUCCGUGUAUGACUUGACUCUUCAAUGCAGCCACAUGGCUACUGGUGCUUCCUAUCUUAACUUUUCUGUAAGUAGUUGGUCCUGUAGCCAGCAGCUUGUUUAGUUGCCCAUAUGCUGGGAUACUGAGAUCUUGGGUGUGACCACCUGCCACCAAGAACACCAGCACCCUACUUGGGUAGCUUGAUUCAUAAUUACCCCUCCUUUAUUGCUGGCUUCCUAAGCACCAAAGCAGUCCCUCUCUCUAACAAGCAAGGGGACCAGCUUCUUGGAUGCAUCUUCCAAGGCAAUUAGCAUCAUCCUUAGAAAUCAACCAGGAAAAAGUUUCUAGCAAGGGCUCAGUUACAGGAUAGUAUCUCAGUUUUAUUGCACAGGAUACCUGAAAACUUGAAUGGGUUGCAUGCUGUUGAGUCCGAGAAACAAAACCUCUUGGACCACCACAAUUCCACGCAAACUGGAUAUAAAUCUGGACAGCAUGAGAAAGCUAAUUACCACCUGAUUUGACUAUGAUAAGCUAUGUAAACACGAGGCAGUUCAUCCCACUUUGAACAAGUGGGAUCUUGUGACAGUUGCUCAUACUGUAUUAACUAAUAUGCAGCAUGUAGAGCAUUAGAGCUUGGCCUGUUUGUGGUCUCCUGGACCACAAGGUAUAGAAAUACAGUAAAUUGCCAAGAUGGUCACAAAAGCUGUGUGCACCACCAUACAUUUGAAGAAUAUGGCUUCCUGCAAAGAGUCCUGAAGACUGGGAUUCCCCAGGAUUAUUUGGGGGGGGGAUCAUGUGUUUUAAAUGUAUGGUGUGUCCACCACCUAAGGGAAAGUUAAACUUUGAUGUACCAUAGCUAUGGCACAGGCAUCCCCAAACUGUGGCCCUCCAGAUGUUUUAGCCUACAACUCCCAUGAUCCCUAGCUAACAGGACCAGUGGUCGGGGAAGAUGGGAAUUGUAGUCCAAAACAUCAGGAGGGCCGAAGUUUUGGGAUGCCUGCUAUAGCCAUUCUUGCCUUUGGCACCACCCACCACAGGCAUGUGUCCCCUGCAAGGCUACCUGUGGACGAAUGCGGCCCUCAGGCUGAAUUUCCCAUCCUCGCUAUAUAAGCAUUGUAGUAAAGGUAAGGGACCCCUGACAGUUAAGUCCAGUCGCAGACGACUCUGGGGUUGGGGCGCUCAUCUCGUUUACAGGCCAUGGGAGCCGGCCUUUGUCCACAGUUUUUCCGGGUCAUGUGGCCAGCAUGACUAAGCCACUUCUGACGCAACAGAACACCGAAACCAGAGCAGCGCAUGGAAACGCCGUUUAAGCAUUGUACAUUACUAUGCAAUAUAGCAGUACUUCAUUCUGGCCUCUAGAGGUCCCUGUUCGGCUGAUUUCAAAGGCAGUAGCAACCACUAGACCUUCUAUUUGCAGAAGGCUUUAACUGUGGAUUCAAAGCUGCUCUUUGCAGGGGGAAGAAAGUACUCAGCUUCUCUGAGGCAGGGGCGGGAGACUCCUUCAUGAGCUGCACCAUCACAGCGGUGGCACCUAACCUGACCUGGCACUGCACACUGGUACAUAGUAACACAGGUCUAGAUUUUACUAUUGCAGCCUUGCAUACCGACAGGCUGGGCAUUUUGCCCAUUAAAUCUCUGGUCAGUUGGGAGCUGUGGCACAUUCUUGCCUUGACAGCAUAAGUCUGGCAGGGCCCUACAGCCGUCUUAACCCUCCAAGGCAUGGAUCAAGUGUACUGUACCUGGUUGCCCUCGCCCUACACUGACCUGCAAACAAGCUUCAGAGGAGCAGUUUUCGUCAGGAGCACAAGCGGCUUCCACAUGCAUUUUCUAAAACACUUUCAAUGUAAAGACCAAUUUAAUGUUUCUAGGUUACCCCUUGCCCCCAGAGUGUAGGGUGUCCUCAAUUAGAGGGGGAGACAUCUGUCUGAAUCCCUCUUUGGUAAUAGCACUGGAGUGAACACACAGCAGCACGUCAGACUGAUCUACACAAGCACACACUACUUCCUUGCAAUUGGAGGUGCAAUUGCACCAGACACAUGGAGCCAUGCUGAAGUAUCAAGGUUGGUGCUGCAUACAAUGAAAUAUUCUAGCGAUUGCUGAAAUUCUUUGGGGUGGCAGUGGCCCUACACUCUGGAUAAGCUGGUGCCCACCGUGCACAGCUCCUCCAGGGACUGUUCCUUAAGCUUCUCUGCUGGGCAUUUCAAAACUCUGGUGCUAACUGUGAGUCACUAUGGAGGCAGCACCAGGCAUCCUGGAAUUUCCUUUCCUGACCAGCAGCUUGAAGAGACCUGUAGAUUCUUGCAGCUAUUGCCGUGCCGCUAUUUCCAUCCAAAGGAGAGAGUGUAUGUCUGGUUACAAAUUGUUAGUAAAAUGGAGCCAUCUCACGCUGGCUUUUGGCAUCUCUGAGCCCUUGGGCCAGGAUCACAGAAGAAAUGCUGUGGCUGAUGGAGAAAACAACUGCAGGGUGUGUAGCAAUGCAAGUGUAGUUUAAAAUCCGGGGUUCCACUUUGCCUGCACAUGAUGGUUUUUCAUCUUCAGCCUUAUGGUGCUUUGGUAAUAUAGGAACAUAGGAAGCCUUAUAUUGAGUCGGACCCAGUGGUCCAUUUAGUUCAGUAUUGUCUGUACUGACAAGCAGCUCUCCAGAGUUUCAGACAGGAUACAUUCCCAGCCUUAUGCUGCGGCACCUUGAAUUGAACCAGGGUUCUUCCACUGCACUGUGACUCUUGCCCUUAAAAAAUGAAUUACAAUUUUAGUGCUCAUGAUCUAGUCAUCAGCAUCAUAAACUUUUACUUCACUAGCCAAAGACCAUGACAUCGUCCAAAAACAGAUCUAUUUGGAGGGACUUGGGUUGUUAUGGAAGAGUAUUCAGCCAUGCAACAUAGAAAGCAGGCCAUGGCUGUCAAGUUCUCCCCUUUUUAAAGGGAAAUUCCCUUAUGCUGAAUAGGCUUCCUCGUGAGAAAAGGGAAAACUUGAGAGCUAUGAAGCAGACACACACACUCCAUUGAUCUACUUAUCUGAGUAUUGUCUACACCAGGCAUCCCCAAACUUCAGCCCUCCAGAUGUUUUGGACUACAAUCCCCAUCAUCCCUGACCACUGGUCCUGUGAGCUAGGGAUCAUGGGAGUUGUAGGCCAAAACAUCUGGAGGGCCGCAGUUUGGGGAUGCCUGGUCUACACUGACCAGCAGCAACUUCUUAGAGGUUUCAGACAUGGAGCCUUCGCCAUCCCUGCCUGAAAAUGGCAGAGAUUGAACCUGGGACCUUUGGCAUACAAGGCAGGUGCUCUACUACUGAGUGACAGCACUUCCCCAUCAUUUGCUUCAGGUAAGCUCGAACUCAUAAACUCAGUACUUCUGUGCCACCAAAUACUGCAUCCUAAGUGCCAUGCACUAACUGAUUGCAUCGCUAGAGCUGCAAAAUGCUUACCUUUUGGAGUGGAACACAAAUUUUUGCAUUUAUAUCCUGAUUUUGGAAGAAAGUGCAAGGUGGUUAAUGAAUUUUUUAAAAAAAGGGCAAUACUUUCCCAGGAGUUCUUCCCAGUUAUCCUUUGCUGGUGAUGUCAUUCAUAUGCCUGUAGAUCAU
This is a messenger RNA of Zootoca vivipara (common lizard), 8857 nucleotides long. It is a transcript of the gene TBC1D24, whose product is annotated as TBC1 domain family member 24. The record is from RefSeq and is a predicted model, not a curated record. NCBI's taxonomy places the organism in Eukaryota, Metazoa, Chordata, Lepidosauria, Squamata, Lacertidae.